This is a messenger RNA of Coniophora puteana RWD-64-598 SS2, 1792 nucleotides long. RefSeq lists its product as uncharacterized. The record is from RefSeq and is a predicted model, not a curated record. Lineage: Eukaryota; Fungi; Basidiomycota; Agaricomycetes; Boletales; Coniophoraceae. The transcript is spliced from 2 exons. Bases 1 to 1725 code for a protein of 574 amino acids.
AUGGCAAACAGAAUCCCUCCAGAACUCUGGUCACAUAUCUUCGACAUCGCCGCAGAUGAAGACGUCAUUUUCUUCCCGGGCCUCCCAACAAAGAUGUCUCAGUCCUCUUGGUACAAGCACGUCGCUGGCCGCUGGAAGCUGCGUACGCCCCAAGACGCUAUCAACAUUAUACAACGUCGGUCGUACUUCACCAAGAAGUCUAUAAUCCGGACAUGCAAGAGCUGGCACCGUCUCGGCGUCGAGUUUCUCGUUCGCUGCCUCUUCUUCGACAACCCCCGCAAGCUAAGCAACCUCCGCUCCAUCCUCGCCCGCGAUCCUAAACUCGGAUGGUGGACUCGCCGCCUGCACGUCACACGCUUCAGCGCCGGCGCGGGCCGCGGCGGCUCCGCGAGCGGCAUGGACGCCUUCGAGGAGCCCUUGAUCGAUAUCAUCGCCCGUUGCCCCAACAUCGAGAUCUUCGUCGUCGACCUGCCCAUGUCCCACUCCUUCGGUCCCAUCGCGGACACGCUGGGCAAUUUCUGCCACAAGCUCCGCACGGUGCACUGGCACGUUCCGCUCGCACAGCUGCCCAAGGUCAUCUGGGCGCUCGAGAGCCUGCCCCAGCUCAUCUCAGUCCACCUCGACUUUGAUGGUUCCGAGAUCCUCGCACUAACGCGCGCCAACAACGGCCAAAGCCGCGGGCGCAGUGGUGAGAGCAGUCCCGCGCGUAGCAUGCUCAGCCCGGGCAACGAGCUCGUUCCACUCGGCGCAGCGCAGGAUAUUGGACUCACAUUGCCGAGCCUGCAGCAGCUCUCGCUCUCCGGGCACUGCCAGGCCUUCCUUGAGCAGGCCGCGGGCUGGUCUCUGCCCAUGCUCAGGAGCUUCUCGUUCGACUUCAAGCUCCACUCCGAGGACGUCCCUGACGUGACCGUCUUCCUCCAGGCGCACGGCUCCGACCUCCUGUUCCUCGACCUCAACUGCAUACCCUCGCUCGAUGUGCGCACGAUCCUCGAUCUGUGUCCACAGCUGCACACGUUUGGGUUCAACCCCGACUGGAAGAUCUCCUCGAAUCCAAACCCCACUGUAGACGAUGAGGAAGAUGAGGAAGACGACGAAGACGACGACCCCACCCUCCCCGCCGCGCUCACACGCCGCCCACACCCGAACAUCACCAACAUCGGCCUGCACGGGCUCAUGUACGCCUUCGGCGUCGGCGUCGCCGCCGCGUUCGCCUCGCGCGACCCGCUGGGGUCCAUGCUCACGCAGCGCGCCAACGACCGCAACUUCUCGGCGCUGACCAAGGCAAACUUCCCGAAGCUCCAGCUCAUACGCGUGCUCAGCACGAGCGUGCUCGAGGACCUCGAGCGCGCGGACGGGCCUGGCGAAAGAGGGGGAUAUGAGAGAUGGGAAAAGUGGUGGGAUAAGUGUUCGAGGAUGGGUGUGAAGCUCGAGGACUGUACGGGCGCUCCGCUGGGGACGCUGCCGCAGGACCCUCAGCAGACGCAUCCGGGGAGGGAGACGAGCGAGGAUCUCGCAUCGGACGAGGAGUGGGAGUAUGAGGAUUAUGAGGAGUAUGAGGAAGAGGGCGGCGGUGCGCCCGCACAGGGCUCCGACAAAGUCGGUAUCGAGGAGCUACGUGAGUUGCUCGAGGAGUGCAGGCAGCUCUGGGAGGAAAAAGACGACCCGCCGGUGUUCGGACCGAUGGUGCUGAUCAAUGGGCAGCAGGGACCUGCACCAUUUCGGUGACAUAACGUAUGGCAUGAGUUCACGAUUAUACUAUGAUCUUAUUCUUCUGAUCACUUCUCGGCGCUUU